UGACGCGGCUACGGGCUGAGGAGACACAAGAGAAGCUGCUGUCGCCAGUGUCGGAGCCGCCGCCGCUGCCACCGCCUCUUGGAAUCGCAGGAUACUCCGCUUCGCCGCCGCCCAGCCUGCCGCGACAUGCCGUCCGAGAAAACCUUCAAACAGCGCCGAACCUUCGAACAGAGAGUAGAAGAUGUCCGGCUCAUCCGAGAGCAGCAUCCUACCAAAAUCCCGGUAAUAAUAGAACGAUACAAAGGUGAGAAGCAGCUUCCAGUCCUGGAUAAAACAAAAUUCCUGGUGCCUGAUCAUGUCAACAUGAGUGAGCUCAUCAAGAUAAUUAGAAGGCGCUUACAGCUCAAUGCUAACCAAGCCUUCUUCCUGUUAGUGAACGGACAUAGCAUGGUGAGUGUGUCCACACCGAUUUGUGAGGUGUACGAAAGCGAGAAGGACGAAGAUGGAUUCCUGUACAUGGUAUAUGCCUCUCAGGAGACUUUUGGAAUGAAGUUGUCUGUGUAAGACUAGAAAAAUGUAUCUGUGCUAGAAUUUUUGAAACCCUUACCAAGGAAUAAAAAAGGGAUGUUACCAACUGAGAUUUAUCAGCUCAUCUAAUCACAGAUCAUCCAAACAGUAGUUUUCCCGCCUAGGAGUCUUAGGAAGUUGUUUUUGUACUUCACGCAGAAAAACGGAGCUCCAGACGAGCACAUUCAGCUGUGGAAAACUUUAUUACUUAACCUAGGCUGUUUUGUUUUCACAUACAGAAGUUUAAAAAAUAAAAUACUUUGCAUUCUAAGUUGCCAGUAAAAUAGAUUUUCAAGUUAUUUUUAAUGCUCUUUCCCCAAAAGGAACUUAGAAUUUGAGCAUUCAGAGGGAAGUUAAGUCUUGUCUCUAGGUUCAUAGAACCUGCCAACUUUUUCUGGAAGGGUUUCUACUCAAGUAGAGAAAUCUUAAGAGGAUCUUUAAGCGUAAGUUGUCAGGCAUGGCCACGUCCAUCCCAGUGUAUCCGCCAUUAUAGUUGGAAAAAGGGUGAAUUGGGGGUACACAGGAAACUAUAAGCCUGAGCUGCUCUGCAGGGUUCCUGAUCUGCUAAUAAGUGUAUUCCAGGUCAGCACUCAUGAGGAAGUUCUCAUUUGGUUACUUCUCUAGACAGUACAUGCAAAAAGACCACUGCUCAACAGGAACCUUGGAUAAUUGAUGAUCUUGGUCACGUUUCUCCAAAGGCCUAGAGAAAGAAGGGCGUUUCUUCUGUUUUGGAUGUUCUCUGCAGAGUCAAGGUACUGCCUGCUUUGGUCAAUGCCAGGCAGUCACAUCAGUUUCUUUCUUUAGGACAGAGGUGGGAAGCCACAGGAUUCAGAUGUCACUUCCUCUACCUUCUGGCUCAAAGUGUAGAUGAUCCAUGUUUUAUGUUAAGUGUGUGACUGAAAUAUGUAAUUAGACACUUCUAAUUUAAGAGUAUCUCAGCUAUCACUGUUAGGUCAAGCAACCCUCAAUUUCCCCAUUCUGUGUGCAUGUCACUUUGGAAAAUAGCAAAAGGAAAAAAUGUUCUUUUAUAGCUAUUAAUGGCAAAAGUUAAACAUGUUCCAAAAGUCCAGCUAGAAUAAAUAACCAGUGCUUCCUGUUACCUGCAUGGGGUUCCCCAUGGACUAUUUUUUGUGGGCGUUAUCACAAAAAAGGGCCCAGACCCACUUGCUUGACGUACAUUGUAGCAGGCCGCGUUUCCUCUCGCGCAUCUAGAUGUGUGGAACACUCGUAUCCGUCAGCGGCAGGUACUGACUCUUAAACGCAGUGUUGUGCUGCACCCGGGCCCUCGACCCCCCAUCUUCCCGCUGCAUGCAUCUGUCCACGUGGCUGACUUUUCACGUGUAUAUUUCCACAUUGUGUAAAUUCUUAGUCACCCUGUCUCGCUUAGACUGUACGCAUCAUUACAUCUGACGUUCUUGUAACUACGGUGUGCUCCGUAAGAUUCCUAUGAGGAGUUCUGCUUUUUAAAGACAAAAAUACCAUGCCGAGAGGGGCGACUUAGACCCCACAUUAGUGGGUGGUCACUCCCUUUAUAGGCUCUUUAAAACAAGUCCAUUUUUAAUGACUAAGGUAAAAUAAAGGCACAACUAAAAACUGUCA
Molecule: messenger RNA, 2106 nt
Organism: Phacochoerus africanus (Common warthog)
Lineage: Eukaryota; Metazoa; Chordata; Mammalia; Artiodactyla; Suidae
Gene: MAP1LC3B
Product: microtubule associated protein 1 light chain 3 beta
Exons: 4
Coding region: 127-504 (125 amino acids)
Biological process (GO): macroautophagy; cellular response to nitrogen starvation; autophagosome assembly
Cellular component (GO): autophagosome; autophagosome membrane; cytosol
Molecular function (GO): ubiquitin protein ligase binding
Source: RefSeq, a predicted model, not a curated record